This is a messenger RNA of Saccostrea echinata, 1540 nucleotides long. RefSeq lists its product as uncharacterized. The record is from RefSeq and is a predicted model, not a curated record. The transcript is spliced from 3 exons. NCBI's taxonomy places the organism in Eukaryota, Metazoa, Mollusca, Bivalvia, Ostreida, Ostreidae. The coding region runs from base 94 to 660 and encodes 188 amino acids.
UUUUUUUUAUGCGUAAUAAUUGCUUCCUUCUGUUGGUAUAUAUAUUUCAGUGGAAUAAAAAAAGAAUGUGACGAAUUAUUUUAAGUGUAGGUGAUGAUAAUCACAUAUUUACAGACACUGUUCCCACUAGCAUUUUUUGCUGUGAUUCUGAUGAACAAUCCUAUAAAUGGAAACCAUCAAGGCUGGCUGUCUCAAGCCAGUUGCCCUUGCAAACCCGCGAGGACUUUAGCACAAACUAUUCGGAAACUUUACAGAGGACUUUUUGUGAAACCCACGGAAGUGUACCAUCUUCCGGUCAUAAAACCAGUUGGUGGUAGGAGUGAACUUCAGAGAAAUUUAACAACAUAUACUGUUCACACAGUUACAAAUCAAGGGAAAGAAUCACCGUCAUGCUGUAAUACAGAGUAUGCCUUCGAAAUAUUUAACUACACUAACUACAAUAUGAGAACACUCAAAGUGGUUCACUUACCAGAUGCUUUUCAGUUUGUCCCCACCGGAAUUUGUCCGCCAAAUACGAAAUGUGGACAAGGAAAUUGUAUUCAGCAAUAUCGCUAUCAAUGGCUUCUAGUUUGGGACGAUACCUUGCAGUAUUACCCUCCAGUGACCUUUGUUCCAGUAGAAAUCGCCUCUCAUUGUGAAUGUGCAAAUGUGGGGUCGUAAGAACAGAUAAAUACAGAUAUAUUACCUAAUCUUCUAACUUAAGAAUAGAAAAGUUCUUGUCAACGAAUGAUAUGCAUUAAAUUACAAUUUAUUUAAAAUGGUGUAUUAAGUAGUUGGGUUUAUUAGAUGAAAUUUGUGAAGAUAAUAAACAGUGAUCAUGUUCCAAACUGCGAUUAAACAUUAUAAUUUGCGGGAAGAGCAAACACGAACCCUUGGAAACAUCAGAGGUGGUAUCAGGUGGACGAAUAAACAACCUUCGUCGACCGGUCACACCCGCUCUGAUCUCUUGUUUUGAUCGGAUGAACAGAGUACAUGGCAAACAAUUAAAAACGUAUGUCAACUUGCGAUUUAAAACGACAGGUUGUACAUGCAAAUGAGGUAAUUUUAUUAAUCAUAGAAUUCGAGAAAUGUCUGUAUUACUUUAAACGAGACUGUUGAUACCUCUGUAACAUCAAAUUAUUUGUCAGCAUUCUGUUAAAAUCAACCGGGGAUACAUUCUAAUUAAGAAUAAAUAACUUCCUUUCUUUCUACCUAAAGCUAAUGAACAUAUGAAUAUCAAAUUCUGUAUUUCAGUUUUAAUAAAUACAUUUACUUUAUUCAUGUUAAAUAACAGGAUAUAUAAAAGCAUUUUCAUGAUUCCUACAUGCAAAAUGGACAUAGUUACUUAACGACGAUCAAUAUUUUAUUCGAAGUGAUAAGGAUUUUCUUUAUAUUAGUUACAUCAAUGUCAACAGGAUCAUAACACCAAAACCAAAACAAAAAACAAUUAAGAGAAAGAGAGAAUAUUCUAUUCGCAUAAUAAUGACCUUGUUUGCAAACUCGGUUUAUCGAUGCUAUCGUUGGGUCGAACUUGACUGACACGUUUCAUACCUAUUAUUAU